ACAGGCGCCUCCAUCAAAAACUGACCUGAACUGAACAUAUGGAAGAAGCAAUUCCUGCUAAGACUAAGGACUAUGAAAGCAACUUCCAUGUUUCAGUCAUGACUUCUUUACCAAUGAUGAUAUUUCUUGUAAUUCUGCUGCUGCCAUCCAUGCCCACAGAAGGCAGGGCCCAAGAACUGUUUCCUUCAACCAGAACUUUCUCAUUGAUUAGUUUAAGCCAUGGCAUCUUUCUCUAACUCUGAGGCCAUCUGUGCUUACUGAAGGAAGGUGUCAACCAUGACUCCUUUACCAGUGAUGUUUUUUCUCCUAACUCUGCUGUUACCAUCAAUGCACACUGAUGGAAGGGUACUGACACAGACUCAAAAUGAAUCCACCAAAUCUUCUAAUCAUAAGAAAAAUCACAAGGCUGUCUUGGACAAGACUGACCGCCAAGACAAAGGAAAUAAACAGGCCCCAGAGAAAGUAUUCUGUGCCUCCAUUGAUGAUCAAACAUUAGUUGAAGACUUGGCCACUGCUAAUCAACACAAGUUAAUCCUGUCUAAAAACAAGAUAUCCCAGAGCAACUGUUGUACUCAGAAGCAUCAAGUGGACCCAGUAAACUUGAAUCAUAUGGCCAGUAGACUUCAAAGGACCAGAGUGAGGCACCAAGAAGACAGUUCUAAACGCAAAGUCAUCGUGGGUUUGGAUGAAUUCUUGGAUUUAGUGAAAAAGAUCUUGAUUUCCCAUUAAAUUUAACUACAAGUCUCCUGGUGUCCAACAUGGUUUGGCUCUUAGUAGUCUCUUUUUAAAAGUCCUAUUACCUAUUUUGUUAACCACCCAAACAAAUAAGUUUAGAGACUGUAAAUGAACACAAUAAACUUUCUCCUCCCUCCAAUUAAAUACCAAAAACGACCAGAGGAAGUAAAGAAAGGGUUCUGAACUAGCAGUGGAAGGAGCAGACAAAUAGGAAUUACCAUGACAUUAUAACCAAGAGACUAGUCUUCCUUUCUUUAAGUGCACAUGUUACUUCAUGGCAAGAUACCUAGUAAAGUCAUCGUGGGCUCCUCACUUUUCCUCACUGUAGUCUGAUCAGAUGGGAAUGAAAAUAUCAUAUGCUUUGAACUAUAAAGCUUCGAAGUUAUAAAGUACUAAGUAUAUUGAUUUUUUCCAUUGCUCACAGUCGCAUUUCACUCUCCAUUGCCUCUUUCUCCCAUGAACUGUAAGUCAUCUUCUCAAUAAAUCUCUCUCCU
Molecule: messenger RNA, 1229 nt
Organism: Mus musculus (house mouse)
Lineage: Eukaryota; Metazoa; Chordata; Mammalia; Rodentia; Muridae
Product: predicted readthrough transcript, 44501
Exons: 5
Coding region: 277-729 (150 amino acids)
Source: RefSeq, marked validated